Messenger RNA from Anisakis simplex (herring worm), 720 nucleotides. NCBI's taxonomy places the organism in Eukaryota, Metazoa, Nematoda, Chromadorea, Rhabditida, Anisakidae. The record is from the annotation of a GenBank genome assembly.
AUGCAAGUGUAUUUUCAGGAAGCUAUCUUCGAUAACGAUUCCUCAAUGUUGACGUUAAGAGCGAACACGGCUGAAGAUUUGUCACUAUUGCUUCAGAAGGUUGUUUACAUUAACUCAAUGGAGACCCCAACUCCAGGAACUCGUGGUUUCGAUAUUAACACGUCUGUUCGAUGCAGUGAUGAGAAAACGAAGCAGUCCGAUCCAGUGAUCUCAAUCAGUGGCGUAUCGAUUGUGGAUAGUGAUCAACAUCUCGUAAAAACCGGUGCUCCAAUGCUGCCGAAAAUCAAGAUAACGGUCACUCAAAAUGUCAACGAUGAAGAGGUUGAUAAAACCAGUGAAUCAACACUUGACUGGUGCAAGGUGCAUUUGAAACCGUCGCGUGAUAUGGAUUUGGAAUACUUCUCAUCACCAGCCUCGUUGAUCGCCUCGUUGAACAUCUCUUUCGAACACGAUAAACAGGGAAUCCUGUUGAAAGGCAAAGAGAAAGUGAAAGGUUAUCGUGAGAUCCUCUCAAAGAUACAUUACUUCAAUACCCGUGCCGACUCUUAUGCGAAACGAAUCUAUACUGUGCAAUGUGCCAUCGAUGGUGGUCGUGUGACCAGUAACGAACUUCUUGUUACCGUAAGCUAUCCAUUAAUCCGUUUCAGUGAAUCUUCCAGCUUGAAUUUCGAAGUAAUUAUCAUCUCGGCAUCAAAUUUUUACUUUUCACACUUCCCAUAA